Molecule: messenger RNA, 3205 nt
Organism: Girardinichthys multiradiatus
Lineage: Eukaryota; Metazoa; Chordata; Actinopteri; Cyprinodontiformes; Goodeidae
Gene: il17a/f2
Product: interleukin 17a/f2
Exons: 4
Coding region: 2177-2599 (140 amino acids)
Cellular component (GO): extracellular region
Molecular function (GO): cytokine activity
Source: RefSeq, a predicted model, not a curated record
UCUGCUCAGCCAGGUGCUUUUCUGUUCAUUCAGGUUUAUUUAGAUUAUUUCUGUUUAGUUUUGUUCCUGGAUUAUUGUGUUAGAUGUGUUUUCUUUAUAUUUCCUUAUAGAUCUUGUUUCACCCUGGUUUUGUCCCCUAGUUUAGUUUCAUUGUUGACCUUUUCUGUUCAGUAGACAUGUCCCUGUUCUCUUCCUGCACUCCUGGCUUUUUCAGGUUAAUUAGGCACUCUCCCUCAGUCUUCCUGCAGCCCUUCUUCUGAUUAGCUCCUCUCCGAGUUCAUUGGUCCAAACUCCAAUUCCCUCAGUAUUUCAGCUCUGUGGUUUUCUUUGUUUGUGACUGGUUCCUCCUGUUUGUUACCUUGACGGCUACCUGAGUCCAUGCUCCUGUGAUGGUCCUGUUUGUGAUUCACCUGCCUGAGUUCCUGUACCUGGUCAAACUGUAAGUUUGUCACUCAUUAAAUCCUUCUCAUCAUAUCCACUACUCUGCAUUUGGGUCCUACCUCAACACUCAUUAUGACAGCUUUGGACUGUUUAGGGCUUCCUUUUCACAGCCUGGAUCUCAGAUCCUUUCUGAUGUUUUAGAACCUGGCCUCUACUGUUCUGUACUGAGAACCUGUUCCUGUGCACCCCUGUCCUGUUGUUCAGUGCAGCGCUCUCUAGUCAUUGGUAAGACUUGUCGGUACACUCCAUGCAGAAGUUUGUCUCUCCACUAGGGUUCCUUCUGUUCAUCUUGUUGCACUCUGGGUUUCUGCUGCUUGAGACAUUUCACCAGAACCUUUGCUGUUUCAUCCUCGAUGGUGACAUUUAUGCUUACUUGACUUGGAACUAAUUCUUUACAGCCUCAGGAUGCUGGACCUUGGAUGCACUGGGAGGAACUUUCAUGCCUUGUUAUCAAUGGCUUCUUUUCCUUCACCCAGUCUAUUUUACCUAUAGGGUGUAUACAUUGAUUUGGACUUUGUUUGAAUCAUUCAGAACCUACCUUACUGACUGUAGGUACCUGGUUGUGGCUGACUUCCUUGCAGCCUCACUGAGGUUGCUGUGUCCCAUGGUAUUUGUAGCUGUCUUUAACAGCAGCGUUGCCUUCAGGUAUCUUAACCCCUUCAGCUAUGAUCAGUGUACUGCUCUUCAUACUGUUGGGCUGAAAGUAUCGGAUCUGAAUGAGAUCCAGUGUCCUUACUGUAUAUAGUUUAGGCAGCACCAGUCAGCUUGAUUUCCUUCGACAUGUCGUCCUGUUAACUGAGUCAGAUACAUCAAGUUUCUCCUCAUUUUCAGAUCAAAGUUGUUAAUUAAAACGAUAAUUUGAACUCAGAGAUAAAUAACUCCAACGAUGGGAUGAUAAACAUCACGGACAGGCUUUAAAUCGAUUUUCCACCUCCAGAUGGUUUCUCUUAAUCAGUUCCUCUCCAGCUCAGUUUCUAAAGAACAGAAUUAUCCAGUUUCAGUGAAUUUAAUUCAUUUCAAAAAUGAUUUAUUAAUCAAAAAGGGAAACUAAUUGUUGCUUUAACUCAUAUCUCCAUCUCCAGAGGUUCUAGAGGAGUCCCCAAAACAGAACCAGCCUUCUUUAUCAGCUUGUUGGGCAUCUUUAAUUCACGGGUUCUGAUACUUCUACUCCAAUAGAUAAUGACCGAAGAGAUUACACUCUCCACAGCAGAAUUAUGGAAGAGCUACAGCAUCUUGCUGCAAACACUGAAGGACCUAAACUUCCUCAAGAAGUACAGUCUGCUCCAUUCCUUCUAGUAGAUGGCUUCACUGCUGCUUCUCCGGUUUAGUGUGUGUAUAUAACACUUCAUUAAGGAUCCAAUUUUUACUGGAAAUACUUUACAGAUUCAAAUGACAAGAGAAAAUUUUAGAAAGACAGAAGUUUCAUUACCAUAGAGAUUAGAGGCAUCGGAUGAUUAAAAACAGGAUCUGGGUCAUUCCAGAUUAUCAGAACCAUCAGAGAUCAAAGCCUCAAAGAAACUUACACACAUUUUAUCAGCAAUGAAACUGCUGAAGGGACUUUAAUCACCUCUGCAGUAGAUGGAGUACACUGAUAAGAGGAUUCUCCCCCAUCACUUCCUCUGCUGGUUAUAUGACCGCAGAUCAAAUUUGAUGGUCACAUAGCUCCUUAAAUACAGCUGAUCUGAGAGCAGAGAGGUUCAGGAGCUGGACCGGACCACACCACAGUGAAGACGAUAUGAAGCUGCUGAGAUGCACAAUCAAGAUACUGAUGGUAUUCUGCAGUGCAUUGUGGGUUACCUGCUCAGGGAAACGGGUUCUUCCUCCUUCGUGUAACUCCACGCUGGCGUUCUCCAAUGAGAUCUCCUCCCUAUCAGAAGGAAGUGGGAACAUCAACCUCAAGUCUCUGUCUCCAUGGACCUGGAGGACCACUACAGUGCAGAACCAAAUUCCCUCCACCAUCUGGGAAGCCAACUGCAGCAGCGAGUUCUGUUCCCCUCUGAAACCGGGACAGCUGGGACAUCACAAUCUUAACUCAGUGCCCGUCUACCAAAACAUACUGGUUCUGACCCGGAUUGAGGGCAGCCACUGCUACACUGCCUCAUACCGCUCAGUGGCAGUCGGCUGUACCUGCGUCAGAGCCAACGCUGGCCAGAACUAAAUCAGCAGAAAACAGACCCAGAAUCUCCAACAGGACAAAAUGAAAAGCUUAAUAACACCAGAUGUUGAAUUUAUACCAGAACCGGAACUUGAACCACACCAUGAACAUAAACCAGAAUCUAACCUUGAACUUAGACUGGGAUCUGAAACUGAGCCUGACCCUGAAAUGAGACCAGCACCAGAACCAGGAUGCAAAAUCUGAGGACGAGCAAAAAACCCGAAAAAAACCAACUGAGAUUUUGUUCUUGAGUUUGAUUUUGUUUGAUUUACUCGUCUUAGUUGAUUGCCUCCAUAACAUCUGGGUCUGAACAGUUUUAUUGACUGGGUGGAAAACGGACUCUGACAGAACCUGCCUCCUCUAACAUGUUAACCCGGUUCUGGAUCUCUUCUGAAUUUGAAGCUAAUUAGUUGUAAAGUUUUGGCUCUACUUAUUAAAGCAGAGAUCAUUGACAUCCUGAAACAAACUGAAUGUUUAUUUACAGUAAAAGUGAACGUCGCUGCAGAAGAACAGCAAAUAUUGUCCAUCGUAGUUAACUGGACUGAACCCAGUCCAGUUUGGGUCUUGAUUUAUCUUUUUAUCUGUUUGAUUAUAAAAAAAACAGAACAU